AUGACCGCCCAUUUGAAUCCAGCCUCAACAAGCUCUGGGGGAACAAGAAUCCCUAGUACUGUAUCCAACAUUAGUUUAGAAUUUUCAGAAACUUCUAAAAUCGCACCACCAGAUUGGGAUCCAAGAUAUGAAGAAAGUCCACCUGAUUUACCUCAAAUCCCUAAAGAAUGGCUCUUUUCUACGGAUAUUUAUGAACCUCAUCAAUAUAGAUUGAUUGAUAAUCGUCAACAGGCUGCUAGACAUUCAUCUUCUGAAUCACCAAAUCGAUCAAACGAACUUGGACGUUCUUUACGUUCUCGAUUACGAUCUUCUAUUUCACCUAAAGCAGAUAGGAAUCGACAAAAAGUUAGAUAUGAAGGUGCUGAUGGUUUAUCAUCUCCUCAAGAUAGAAACUCAAGUCCAGAUCAAACCAAUCAUUCUAGACUCUCAACAGAUCGAUUACAUAGUUCUAUGGGUACGAUUCCAGAAAGUCGAAUGGAAUCCACAAGCAGUUGUGGAACUUCACCUAGCCCUGCUCCCACUCCUCCCUCUUCUCGUCUUCCGUUUGCGACCCUUCCUAGAUUGACGAUUGCACCGAGUCGUAAAAUCAGACCAAUGUCAUGGUCAGCAACACAUUCAAUGAGAAGUACUUCAAGAAGGACUUCAAUGUGCCAUACCCAAUCUUCAAUCCGCUCUGGUGACCCAAUUAGCUCAACCGAGUCCGAAUCACGUCACAGUUUUGGAGAUAGGGUUCAUAGCCUCUUAUCACCUAAACGAACAAACUUCCCAAGAUCAUCUGCUGCACCACGACCCUCGACGAGCCAGGGUGAUGAUAAUACCCGAGAUAUCAAUAGAUUUGGAACGAUAAUUACAAGAGCACCUUCACCUUCCCUUCUAAGAAACAAGUUAAGUUUGAAUAAAUCAACCCCACGACCAAAUCGAAUCGAAUCAUCUUCAACAUCAUCUUCAAUCGAUAUGAAUGGAAGAAAUGCUUCACUUACUGGUCAUGAAUCACAGAUUUCAACUUCAAAUCAAAAUAUCAAGACUAGUUUACCUGCUAUCACUUCGAAUUUAACGACCACCACGACCGAGACGAUUAAACCAACUAGGAAGAACAAGAACACUCUUGAGUCAUCUUCGACAACUUUUUCUUCGCCUCAACCACCACAACCAUUAAUUUUGAAUUUCUCAUUUUCACAUCAUCACCAUCUCAUUAAUCAUCAUAAUCAUCUUCAUAAUACUAAUAAUCUGACUAUCAAUACUAGUACCACUAAUACUAACAUUACCACUAAGAUUCCAAGUCAGUUAGAUUCUCCUUCAACUCAAUCUUCAUCAUCACUCUCUAACACAUCAACUUCAGUCAUAUCACCACCAAUCUCAGUCAACACUCCAACGACAUCAAGCUCACCAUUUCACCACUAUCCUUCCCUUUAUACUCCACCUUCAUCUCCUUUCAAUCAUCAAGCAAACACUUUAUAUUCUCAUCCAAAUCAAAACAUGCCUUUCAUCUCUCAUUCUCGUGUUCCUUCUUUUCCCUUUCGUCGUCGUCGCGUUUCUUCUUCCUCUUCUGCCCCUUCAGAUCCUAUCACCCCGAGUCCUACUUCAAUUGCUCCACCAAUCCCUCCACUUCCAUCUCAUCUCACUCACCUUUCAUCAAAAUCUCUCACUCAAUCUGACGAUCAACAACAACAUCGACAUUCUACGAAUCAGACUUCGACUUCAAAUACCUCUCAGUCUACUCACGAAGCAACUUUAUUACCACCUAAACCAGCUUUUCAAACUCGGGAACGCAGAUCUAGUAUGGAUUUCGCCAAACUGGGGGCAGCAAUGGCCAAAGUCAGACUCAGAGGCCGCAGUCACGAGCUUAACCACCAAGGCUCUCGCAACUCGUCUGAACAAACCUCUACCAACAAAUCAAAUUCAAAUCGCAAGAUAUCUGACCCCGCGAAUAACAAUUUACCAUGGGAUAACUCUCGGUCCAGUCUUCAUGCUGAAACAAGACUGCAACCCUCACCUGGACCUACUCCUCAAAUCGAUCUCACUCUACUAUCUCGAGAGAACUCUACUUCAGAUUCUUCACCAGAUUCAUCUCGGGCUCCAUCUAGCAGACCAACUUCUCGACUUCCAAGUCCGAACCCUCCUGCGCUGUCUUCGCCUCCUUCUGAAUCUCAACCGAUCAACCAUCCACAUUCACGUGAUAUCCAGCACGCCACCGGAAAUGAAUCGCACUUAUCCACCUUUAUCAUAUCUCACUCAUCAUCCUCAUCUCAAGGUCACUCUUCUGAAGCUGAUCAAGCGGCUACUCUCAAACUUGACCAGUCAAAUCCCAAUGACCUGCUUCAUGACUCCAACAGCAAGCGCGACGAGGACGCGCUCCCAUCUGAUCCUCUAUCUCACUCCAAUCUCUAUCCCCAAUCUCCGCUGCUUCAGCCAGCUUCAUCUAGCUCGUCUAUUGCUUCAUCAGAAGAAACACCCCUUGCCGUUAGGAUUCAGUAUAUCUCCACUUCACCCCCUCGGACACCUCCAAUCAUCACACAGUGUCCCAUUUCUUUUUCACGUACAUCUCCACCAGCUGCAAGCCCAACCCUUUGUCACUCAUCAAAACCACCUUCCUCGCCUUCGCCAAGCAACCAACUCAGAGAAAGCACAAGUAGUGCUAGUCUUCCCGUUGUGACUCUACCACCCCCGCGGCGCCCGCUGCCCUCGAGACUACGUACCUUACCACGACUUGACUCAUAUUGCCUCUCUCCAGCGACGCUGAUACCCGGUGUUAGACAAUUAUCCAACAUAUCUGACUCCAGUGCGGACCCUGAAUCAAGCAGUGCCGAUCAUGAAUCAGGCGAUGAUGCGCCUGCUGCCACACCUGAUCCGGAAGAAGAUGAUGAUGAGACCGAUGAUGAUGAAGAUACAUUCGAUGAUGAGGAGCACCCAAACCCGGCAGCAGAUCAGACAAUCACUAUGCCUAUGAGCUCUUUUCCUGUUCCAACAUCUGCGGAUACGUUACCCGUCAGACUUCAAGACUGGGUGACCUUCGAUGGCAGAUCACCUCCAACAACCUCUCUUUUUGCUCGUUCAGUUGGCAAUGCAAUCACUUCGCCCAAUAGUUCAAAUCAGAUCCCCUCGCCGUCUUCAUAUUUUGACGUCAGACCAAUCUCGCCAUUAGCAAUGUCUCUGCCUACCCAAACACCUGGUGAUCGUGCGAGGAUGAUUCUGAUGUCUCCAUCCCUCGCAUCCAUUGUCCAGAGUCCAGUCAGUCAACACGACUCUCGUCGGCCUUCUCUUGCGUCUCGUCGAAGCCAGUCUGUCUUGGACUUCCAAGCCCUUGCUAUUCCUCCUCCUGCAAGUAUACUCUCUCUCAGUUCUUCCAUUACUACAACUCAGCUUCCUACCUCAACCACUGUCCGUGCACUACUGACCGUCGAAAGCAGGCGUCCAAGUGUCUCGCGCGUCUCUAUCGCCUCUCCUCAGCUCCCCAGCUCCAGUAGUGUUGUAGAUGCACCACUACCUCCCUCCAAAUCUGGCAGUGGCCUUGCCCCUUCUACUUCUUCACCGUCACUUCGUCGCGUCGCUCGUCGGCAAUCAAUGUACGAAAUGAGGCCUUCCACACUAGAUCCUCCACCCUAUCAGCAGAUCUAUCAAACCCCGGGAGGAGUACAGCAAGUGAUUUUACCACGUGAGGAAGAAGGUCGAGAAGGCUUACCGAAUUAUACCUGUUUGGUACAUCUGGAAGGAUGGAUGCCACGUAAGAUGGAAUUCCGCUCACCAGGAAUUCAAGCCAAGGACCGAGCCUGGAAACGACAAUAUGUGAUCUUGCAUGGUACCAUGAUCCGGAUUUACAAAACCGACCCACACGCUCAACCUGUAUCUGGCGAAGGAGAUGUUUACCUCUCUGCUCCUCGUCAUGAACCUAUAUCGACACCUUCAAACCCGCUCCCUCUUCAUUUCCACAAAGGCCGAUAUGAGUCUGCUCCGUCAGGUUCCUUGAAGGAAGCUGCCCUCGCCAAGGUACCCACUCAGCACAACAGUCUUUUACGAGUCUAUACGUUACAAAAUGCUGAGUCGGGACUUGCAGCUGAUUACCUGAAACGAAAGAAUGUAGUGAGGGUGCGGGCUGAAGGCGAACAGUUUCUACUCCAAGCUAGAGAUGAUCGCGGUGUGAUUGAUUUGAUCGAAGCCCUACAAGCUGCCACCAACGUUUCCCUAGAUUUGGAUGUAAGGCCGUUGCCCAAAUUCAUCACACUGCCCAGAAGACGAAGAAGAAGACGUCAGACCACCAAUACCACGCAGCGAACCUCAACUUCACAGCAAGGUACUAGAAGCCGCAGAGCCGCCGCAAGUCUCGGAGCUGAGAUUGUGGAUGCCAUGAUACACGAGGCCAAUUCAGCAGGCGCAAGUGGGUCAACUAGACAUAGUUCAAGGUGGAGCAGUGGCCCGCCUCAGCAGGACCGAAUGGCAGAUAUGCUGGCGGAAGAACAGUAUCACUUUGAAGACCGCAGCGGUCAAUGGGAGGGGCCCGAAAGUUAG
Messenger RNA from Melampsora larici-populina 98AG31, 4503 nucleotides. RefSeq lists its product as uncharacterized. The transcript is spliced from 7 exons. The coding region runs from base 1 to 4503 and encodes 1500 amino acids. Lineage: Eukaryota; Fungi; Basidiomycota; Pucciniomycetes; Pucciniales; Melampsoraceae. The record is from RefSeq and is a predicted model, not a curated record.